GUAAUAUAAUCUCAUUCAAAGCACUCUUUUCUUUAAGCUUCAAUUUCGGGGGCUCGAGGACCCACCCUCUGCUCGUAUCGAUUAUAUUCCUUUCUCUUUUCUCAAAUUUUUUUUUUAUCUUUCAUUUCCCGUUAUAUAGUUUCGGAAAUCGAGAACGCUUGCUGGCCGAGCAGUGCCGUCCGUAAAAAGUUGCAGCUCAAUUGCUAUUAGUAAUUGUAAUUUCAACGCGCCAUCAUGGACACCACCAUGGACACCACUAUGGACAUAGGCAAUUCGUGGCUGAAAAACCUCAAUCUGGACAGCGGCGCUAUAUUCCUCUUAACCGUUACAAUCUGUGCUUUCUUGAUACCCGUGGUUAUAAUUCUACCCCCAGUCGGUCUUCAAAAAAGCGAUGCACUGGUACAGACGCACACAAAGGCCGGCGUCGAAGGUUCAAAGAGCAACCUGAAGAACCAAUACUCGGAUGAACAUGCGCCGCGGGACGGCCAACCGCCGAAAGUCCACAGUUUGGUCAUUUAUCCAGUGAAGUCAUGCAAGGGUAUUGAGCUGAAGAGGAGCAAAGUCCUUCCGACGGGACUCCAAUUCGACCGUCUUUUCAUGUUUGCUCAACUCAAGAGCCCUUUCCCUGUGGCUGUGAACUCAACGGAUGAGGAAAAGUCAAAACACAAAUGGGAAUUCGUUACCCAGCGCCAGUUCUCCAGGUUGGCGAAUGUCACCGUCGAUCUCUGGCUGCCGGACGAGAUGAAGCUGCGGAAACAGUCGAUGAAGUCAAAGGAGGCCUUCGUAAUCCUACGUUUCCCUUGGAAGGAGGAUGGCUGGCGCGGUAUCUACUCUACGAUCACGGCUAAGCUGGCAAGAGGACGCGCCGCCGAGCCCGAGAUAGAAAUCCUGCUACCAGUAGACUUUCCUUCGGCGGAGGAUAUCAAGGAGAGGGGCUACACUUUCGAUGAUGUCAAGAUAUGGAAAGAAACAAUCAACGCUCUUAACAUGGAAAAGGACCUACCCGUUGAGCUACAACGGUACUUGGGUGUUAGCAACAAGCUUGCUCUCUUCAGGCUCGAUCCUGGGCAGCUGCGUGAGGUUUAUCGAACCGCGCCGAGCAAAGAGGAAGCCGGCUACCAGCCCGUGACCGGAUUCCAAGAUGCCUUUCCGCUUCAUUUGAUGAGCCUAACCAGUUUACACGCGUUCAACUCAGAGGUGCCGAAGGAUGACGACUUAAAGGAGCUCGACGUGCUUAGAUUCCGGCCUAAUAUCAUCCUUUCCGGUGCCGAAGCCUACGACGAAGAGACUUGGAAGCAGAUCCGGCUUAAGCCGGGGAGCUCAGGCUUGUAUAACGACGUCGCGUUCCACGUUUCAUGCAGAACUGUCAGAUGUAAAAUGCCCAACGUAGAUCCAGCAACUGGUUUCCGCCACCCAACGGAGCCAGACAAAUCGCUUAGGGCGAAGCGUGCAGUCGACGAGGGCGCGCCGCUGAACGGCUGUCUAGGCAUGCAACUCACCCCUCUGUUCGACCCUAGCCUGGGAGAAGAAGAUCGGGAGGCCUGGAUCGCAGUCGGCAUGACGGUUGAGGUCGAGCAAAGGGGACAUCAUGUGUAUAUCAAACAGUGAGGCGUCUUUACUUCCUUCCAUACCAUUUAGAUGAUGAAUAUGCCUGUAUACCUAUAUAUAUAGAUAAGUAAGAGUACGCAAAGAGGAAGUGGGAGUGCUAGGGAGAGAGAAGAGACGGUUGCAACAUCAGACAAGGGAGGACAAGGGAGGAAGACCCGUAAUAAACACGACCGCCAAAACUAUAGCAAGAUAAUAGAUAGAUUAGACGGAAUAGAGACUUCAGCGCACAAUUGAAAAGAUUAG
Messenger RNA from Daldinia vernicosa, 1851 nucleotides. RefSeq lists its product as uncharacterized. The transcript has 4 exons. NCBI's taxonomy places the organism in Eukaryota, Fungi, Ascomycota, Sordariomycetes, Xylariales, Hypoxylaceae. Gene Ontology annotation, molecular function: molybdenum ion binding; catalytic activity; pyridoxal phosphate binding. The record is from RefSeq and is a predicted model, not a curated record. The coding region runs from base 235 to 1608 and encodes 457 amino acids.